Molecule: messenger RNA, 291 nt
Organism: Fimicolochytrium jonesii
Lineage: Eukaryota; Fungi; Chytridiomycota; Chytridiomycetes; Spizellomycetales; Powellomycetaceae
Exons: 1
Source: RefSeq, a predicted model, not a curated record
CCCCUUGCGCACGAUAUCGAGCAGGUCGGCCAGGCGGUCGACUCAACGGCCGGCGCCACUACCAAGCUGACGCGGUCUAACGCAAACUUCGGCGCAUCUCUGCAGGAAUACGUGCAGUAUUCGAAAACCGUCGACAAAUUGCUCAAAUGGCGCCACAAGAAGCAUGUCGAGUACGAGACCCUCGCUGAUCAGCUCAUCUACAAGCCGGCCAGCCUCACCAAGCUCGAAGCCUCGGAAGCCGAAGCCCAACGCCUGUCUGGUGUCCUGCGCGCAGAAGGUGCCACGACCGCU